AUGGCUCAUUCCCCGCCCUCUUUACAGAGCCUGUUGCGAUUUCUAAAGCAGGCACGUCAGACACAUCUAAGUUUUAUAUCUGGAGCGUUGUCAUCCUCCUCGCGGGCAGAGACUCCCAUCUACGUGGUGGGAAAUCCGUCUGCCGAUCUUGACUCCGCCAUCUCCGUCAUUGUCUAUUCUUACUUUGCUCAUAAUCGCAUCCCGAUUGAAUGCCCUCGACCUCAUGUUCCCCUGAUAAAUCUACCAAAUGUUCCCUCUGGUCCAGAACUGCGCAGACUCCGUCCAGAGUUCGUAAAGGCUUUCUACCUCGCUAUUACAACCCCCUCAGUCGAGGGAGAGGACGCAUGGGAUGAGACCCCCGAAUCAGCAGGAAGGAUCCUCCACGAACACAUUCUCACCGUUGCAGACUUUGCAGCCCAUCUAAGGCAAUAUCAUGCUGAGCCCACGGAACAUCGGAUCACUGCAGAUGCCACACUCCUGGACUGGAACGCACUACCCCACCGAGCGGCCGACGGCCAACGGGGAAAAGGAUCGAUAGAUGGCUUGCCCUCCGUCGACUUCUGCACGGUGGGCUGCAUCGACCACCACGUGGAUGAAGGCUUUCUCCCGCCCGUCGAGUCUCUCCCACACGGUCAGCCGCUGCUUGUGCGGCCCGCGGGCUCCUGUACUUCGCUUGUGGUCUCGACACUGCGAGAGCUGGAUCUCUGGCAGGCUAACACUGAAGGCAACGCCACCUCAACUGAGACGAUGCAACUCGCCAAGCUCGCUCUAGCCCCUGUUCUCAUUGACACGACCAACCUUACCGCCAAGGACAAAGUCACCGACGCCGAUACAGACGCAGUACACUUCCUGCUCUCGCAAAUUGACCAGUGCAAGUCUACACCCAGUUCAAACUGGAACCGUGAUGCGUUCUACGAGCAGAUCCUCCACGCCAAGCAAAACAGCCUCGAUCUACUCACCGUAGACGAAAUCCUCGGCCGAGACUACAAGCAAUGGACCGAGACGGCCCACCAGGACUCUACUUCCAUUCAGAUCGGCUUCUGCUCGAUGGUCAAGUCGAUUCCAUGGAUCGUACGAAAAGCAGGCAGCCCCGAGGCGUUCCUGGAUGCCUUGCAAGCGUUUGCAAAGCGCCGCAAACUAGGUAUCGUGGUAGUCAUGACGGCGUUUACCUCGUCUGCGCAGGACGGCAGGUUCUGUCGCGAGUUGGUCGCCUGUGCUCUACACGAUGGGGCGGCGGUUCAUGCGCUGGAAGCGUUUACUGCGCAGGCUGGCCCGCAGCUGAUGUUGCAAGAAUGGAACCCGGUCGAGGGUGACUCUGAGGGUUAUUCGCAGGCUAUCAGGUGUGCUUUCAACAGUGAUGCCCCGGUAUGGAGGCGUAUCUGGCUUCAGAACGAUGUGACCAAAAGCAGGAAACAGGUCGCUCCGUUGGUCAGAGGUGCCGUUACAGGUCAGUGA
Molecule: messenger RNA, 1455 nt
Organism: Aspergillus fischeri NRRL 181
Lineage: Eukaryota; Fungi; Ascomycota; Eurotiomycetes; Eurotiales; Aspergillaceae
Product: putative exopolyphosphatase
Exons: 1
Coding region: 1-1455 (484 amino acids)
Cellular component (GO): cytoplasm
Molecular function (GO): exopolyphosphatase activity
Source: RefSeq, a predicted model, not a curated record